AUGGUGCUGUCGGGCUCGGCCGAGCCCUGUGCCCAGCUGUUCGUCUCCUCCAUCGGCGUGGUGGGCUCGGCGGAGCAGAACCAGCGGCACAGCGCCCGCUUCUUCGACUUCCUGACGGCACAGCUGGGCCUCGGCUCCGAGCGGAUCGUCAUCCGCUUUUACCCACUGGAGCCCUGGCAGAUUGGCAAGAACAGAACAGUCAUGACGUUCCUGUGA
Messenger RNA from Mesitornis unicolor (brown roatelo), 216 nucleotides. It is a transcript of the gene DDT, whose product is annotated as D-dopachrome tautomerase. NCBI's taxonomy places the organism in Eukaryota, Metazoa, Chordata, Aves, Mesitornithiformes, Mesitornithidae. The record is from RefSeq and is a predicted model, not a curated record. Bases 1 to 216 code for a protein of 71 amino acids. Gene Ontology annotation, molecular function: phenylpyruvate tautomerase activity. The transcript has 2 exons.